AUGAGUCAUCUACUCUGGAAGCACUACUGGGAACACGAUGUCGACAAGUUUCGGCGUCUGCUGGCACCAGCCGGUUACAGCACCCAGUUACCGAGCAGAAGCCCAGUGGUAGCGGCCAGUGGUUCUUGGGGGAACAGUCCCGGCUCGCACGCUGCUGGCACGUCCCCCAAGGCUACCAAGUCCCGCAAACCCUCUGGCUUUGGUCUCAACCUCGGCGGCGCCAGAGGUUCUGCCGGGGCGGCACUGGGAAAGGCCGAAGUCAACAGUCGCGACCACGCCGGCCUCACCCUCCUUUUGCGCGCCGCGUCAUCCACCGAUCCCGAUGCCAUCCUCUACGUCAGCGCCCUUCUCGACCACCCGGCUAUCGAUCUUCACGCUCAGGAUCUUGAGAGUGGCUGGAAUGCCCUCCACAGAGCCCUGUAUGCCGGCAACAUCUCCAUCGCUCGCCUGCUGCUCGACAAGGAAAGGAGAAUCCUGACCGAACAGACUGCUGGAAAUGCCGUGGCGAAGGUUGGCCAGCUUAUCAAGACGAAGGACAACGAAGGAAACAGCCCAUUCGACGUGUACAACUCUACUAUUGGUACGCGCAAUAUCAAGGAGCCUGGGAACUCGAAAAACGAAGGCGAGGCCCACGACAGCGAUUCAAACUCAGACGACGAUGACAACCUUGCAAUGUCCGUCUCUACCCUUGAAGCUGCGACAGAGGGCGAGGAGAUCUUCAUGUUUGGAAGUAACAAGAACCUUUCGCUCGGAGUUGGCGACGAAGAUGAUAGGCAGUUUCCCGAGAGGGUCAUCCUGAAACGACCCGAUCACCUUCUCCAGCGGUUCUAUGGCGAAUACCUCGAGAUGGUCAAAGAUGAUCCGUCGGCGAUCUCUCCGUCUUCUCGGGAUGACCCUCCGGCUCUUGACCAGAUUCCGGCCCUCACCAAGAAUCGGCCCAUGUAUAUCCAAGACGCUGUUCUUGCCAAGUUCCAUACAGCCAUCCUUACCACUGAUUCCGUUUCCAACAUGUAUGUUUGCGGCGUUGGGCGCAGCGGCAGGCUGGGUCUCGGCGAUGAAAACACGCAGUUUCGCUUCCUUCCCGUCCAAGGUAGUCUGGCCGACAAGAAGGUGACCCAGGUUGCUUUGGGCCAGAACCACACCAUGGCUGUGACCGACGGCGGGGAGCUCUGGACCUGGGGAUCCAACGUCAAUUCUCAGCUCGGUUAUUCUCUACCGCCUGCCCGGCAGGACAGGGAGCCGAUGAGUGUCAUUCCUCGACAAGUCUUCGGUCCUCUCAAGAAGGAGGUCAUUUUGGGUGUUGCUGCCUCGGCUGUUCACUCAGUCGCGCACACGGCAACCUCACUUUUCUGUUGGGGCAAAAACCUGGGCCAGCUGGCGCUCAUGGACGCCGACUCUAGAUCCCUCGAAGUGCAAGUUGCGCCGCGAAAAGUAGCAGUCUCUCUAUUCUCCUCUAAUAUAGUUGCUGUUUCUGCCAUCGACAAGGCCACGACAAUCCUACUGGAAGACGGCACCGUGUGCGUAUUCACUAGCUACGGAUACAACUUUGUCAAAUUCCCGAUCCCGGAUGUCUUCGCGAACCAGCAAUUUACGCCUCGGUCCAUGUCUAGUCGGUAUGACAUGUCGAGGAACUCAAUCAAAGCGAUCACUUCAGGAGGAGAUUCUAUCGCUGCCCUGACAACGAGAGGCGACGUUUUCACUGUUGCGCUGAACCAAAGAGCAGAGGCAGCCCCUCAAGCGGCCUCGACGACGAAUCCUGCGAAGAUCAAGGGCGCCCUCACAGCUCCUCAGUGCAUCUGGAACGCGCGGAAAGACGGCGCCAGGUCAAUUGGCGUCGGCGAACAUGGUUCUGUCAUCAUCUGCACGGAUUCUGGUGCCGUCUGGCGCCGCAUCAAACGCAUGAAGGCCAAAGACACCAGGCUAUCAGGACCAUCAGGCAACAAGCGCAACGACUACAAGUUCCAGCGAGUCCCCAGCGUCACCAAUGCUAUCGCUGUCCGAAGCUCUCCGUUUGGCGCCUUUGCGGCCAUUCGCAAGGACUGUGAUGUUAUGAGAGAGCAGAUCAGUAUCGACGGGCAGACAUUGUGGGCGAACAUAUCGCCGUUGUCAGCGCUCAGGAGUUUCCAGGCAUCUGAACCUCUUCACGGCCACAAGAAUAGCUCGACGUUGGGAGAUCCUGAGAUCUGGAGGGAGCGACUGGGGGAUCUUCCUUAUGAGCUCCUUCAAUCUUCGAACCUCAAUGCCGACCUGGAGAAGCACCUGCACUUCACAUCGCCUCAGCACUCAGGGCUCGACGUACUCAUCUGCACCUCAACAACUCCCGAGAUCAAGGUUCCCAUCCACGGAUGGCUCAUCUCGGUGCGGAGCAGUGUCGUGCGAGGCGCAUUGGCUGAGUAUCGCGCCCAUGGCCGAUAUGAAAUGCCGGAAACUCUACUGAUAGAAGAGCAUCAAGGAAAAGCCUUGAUCAUCUUCCAGUCGCUUGAUCUUCUCUCUAUCAUCAACCUUAUUGUUUACUGCUACGACGAUGUUGUUGUUCCUGCAUGGAACUUUACGCGCCAAUCAUCGCAGGCACCUCGGUACCGCCAGAUCAGGAACGAACUCAUGAAACUCGCCACCAAGCUUCACAUGGCGAAACUCGAGGUUGCUGUGCGUCUUCAAACGAGCACCGAGCGAUCUUUGGAUCAAGAUAUGAAAAGCGCCAUCCGAGACGUAGAGUUUUUCGAUGAUGCUGAUGCCAUGGUCGAGCUGGAAGACGACGAAGUACGUGUACACAGCCAGCUCCUCCGUCAACGCUGUGCCUUCUUUGAGGGGCUGUUCCACGGUCGAUCAGGGGGCAUGUGGCUAGCAGGCCGGCAGCAUGUCCUUGAGGAAGAGGAUCUUAUUCGAGUAGAUCUUGAGCACGCCGACCCCGAAGCGUUCCAAUAUGUACUUCGACACCUUUAUGCCGAUGUAGGGCUCGAGCUCUUCAACGAUGUCAUCUCUUCUGAUCUCGACGAGUUCUCGGACCUUGUGGUGCGGGUCAUGAGCAUCGCCAACGAACUGAUGUUGGACAGGCUUUCGCAAAUCUGUCAGCACAUUAUUGGACACUUCGUCAACACAAGGAACAUCGGCUUGCUGUUGAAUGAGAUCAGUCCCUGCUCCGUCACUGAGUUCAAAGAUGCUGGGCUGGAAUACGUUUGCCUUCAGAUGGAGACCAUGCUGGAGAAUCACUUCCUGGAUAACCUGGACGAAGAACUGCUGAGUGAACUGGACGACGUCGUCCGCCAGAACCAAUUGGCACGGUAUCCAAUUGCUCGUGGUGGGCGGGCUGAAAGACUACUGUAUGAGCUCUAUCCCGAGCUGACGCUUGAUAUCGAGGAGGAGCGUAUCAUACGAGUCAAGGAGAUGGCAUUCAAAGCUGCCACAGAUGACCGAAAGACUUCGGUCCCGUACCGCACCCGAUUCGGCAGCGUUGAAGAUGUGUCAGGAAUUUCCCCCAUCCAGGGCAUCGAAAAGACGAGACGCAAGUCCAAGGUCAAUCGGAACGAACCUUUCAGUCCUAUGCUUCGCCCGAAGGAUUCGCACGCUGAUCUCAUGUUCGAUAUGGAUGAGGAAGCACCUCCUAUCAGUGCAAGUCCGCUGCGGUCUCCGGGACAAAAACUCCCCAAUGCUCAACCUUCUCUCUCCAAAGGAAGGGUUGAUGAGAGCACCAAGGCCUCCCCUCAGCCCAACUCAUUGAACAUAGCCGAAUCGGCACGGUCUCCGGGCUCUGUAUCUCCUCUAGCCGGUCCAACGCAGUCGCCAUUUACUCCGAAAACACCAAGAGGAGCGGGCAAGGACAAAACUCUGGCAUCGAACAGUCCCUGGGGCGCAACACCUCUGUCGACCUCCAAGCUAGACCUGCGCGAGGUCAUGACGGCUACGCCACCAAAGUCGGCUCUCUCGGCAAGCUUGGCCGCGCAGAACACCAAGGAAUCGUCGCCUCGAGCUUCUCAGCCCAGGAUGUCCCAGAAAGAGAGGAAGAAGCAGCAGCAAGCGCAGGCUGCUGUGCAAGCCGCCCAGGAACUUGAAGCUCGUCAUCCUAAGGCUGCCUGGGAACCCGAGACUUCUGCGAACAAAUUGGCGCCAUGGAAAGCUGUCGAAUCGGGUCCCAAGGCGUCACUCAAGGAUACGCUGGCAUCAAGCUCGGCGGCCAAGCCCACCCCUCCAGCCGCUGUGCCCAAGGCGAAGCCGCUCGUUGCCGCUGAAACUGCUCCCUCAAAGUCGAUUCGGCGCACCGCGUCUCCGGACACGCGUUUCUCAGGACAGAGCCGCAAGAACAGCUCACCGGCUGUGCCGACGGCAUCUACAGCACGAGACUCACCGAAACCAUUGGUGCCACAUUCCAAGUCAUACAUGACGCCGGCACGCAAGACCGAGUCGUACCUUGGGUUGGGUAUGGAGGACAUUAUCGUGCAGCAGAGGCUUGAGCAGGAAGCGGUCCGCGAGGCCGUGGCCAAGCGGUCAAUGCAAGAAAUUCAGCAGGAGCAGGAAUUUCAGCAAUGGUGGGAUCUGGAGAGCCGGCGGAUCCAGAUGGAAGAGGAGGCACGGCAGUCACCGAGAAACGCGGCAUCAGGCGGGAAAGACAAAGACAAGGCCACGCGGGGUGGCAAACGGGGGCGCCGGGGUCGCGGCGGCAAAAGCGGAGGCGAGGGCCAUGCUGAUCAGGGCCAAGGAGGAGCGGGUGAUAGCACAACUGCACCCAGGGCGGGUGCCCGGGAUGUGCAGAUCGGAGGCUUAGAGAAGAUGGCUGGGUAUGAGACCCGCAGUACAUCAUUGUUGCAUUCCGUCCAGAACGGCUGCAACGUCGGAGUUUUCAACGGGGGAGCUCUCUACCUGCAUCUGAAAUACCACUUAUAG
Verticillium nonalfalfae is the source of this 4878-nucleotide messenger RNA. RefSeq lists its product as uncharacterized. The coding region runs from base 1 to 4878 and encodes 1625 amino acids. The transcript has 2 exons. Lineage: Eukaryota; Fungi; Ascomycota; Sordariomycetes; Glomerellales; Plectosphaerellaceae. The record is from RefSeq and is a predicted model, not a curated record. Gene Ontology annotation, molecular function: protein binding.